Molecule: messenger RNA, 5729 nt
Organism: Ictalurus punctatus (channel catfish)
Lineage: Eukaryota; Metazoa; Chordata; Actinopteri; Siluriformes; Ictaluridae
Gene: hdac7a
Product: histone deacetylase 7a
Exons: 26
Coding region: 369-3167 (932 amino acids)
Biological process (GO): chromatin organization; negative regulation of transcription by RNA polymerase II
Cellular component (GO): histone deacetylase complex
Molecular function (GO): histone deacetylase activity
Source: RefSeq, a predicted model, not a curated record
CACACACACACAUACAUACAUACACAGGGCUCAUUUCUUCCUCCACUCACUCAGACUCUGAGGGAUUGUAAAGUUGCAGAGACAAACAGAGAGAGCCGGACUCAGUCCAUUCCCUCGUUCACUUUCUGUCUAUAUCUGCUGGAUGCUGUCUGUGUCUCUCUCUCUCUCUCUCUCUCUCUCUCUCUCUCUCUCUCUCUCUCUCUCUCUCUAUCCUGGACGCUGUCUCGAUCUCUCGGAUUAGGACGUGGAAUAUGAACCCUGGACUCUGAGACCCUGUGUGAGUACACCCUCUGAGCUGAUGGGUUUUCUUCUUCAUGUCCUGCUGUAGAACCCAAACUCAGCACGAAGUGCGUGUGUGUUGAGUUCUGAUGGAUUUGCGUGUUGGUGAGCGUGUGAUGCGCCCAGGUUCAGACACACUGCUGUCACCGCUGCUGCUCAGUCCAUUUAACCCUCAACACUGUGCCCAGUACAACCAACACGUCCGGUUGAACAUGCAGCAGCAUCUGCAAGAUCAGGAACAGACAAAACAGCAGCUACAGAUGAUACGGCACAAAGACAAGCGUCAGCAGAGUGCCGUGGCCAGUUCAGUGGUGAAGAAGAAGUUGGCUGAAGUGAUUCGGAAUAAGCAAAAACAGGCAGCGCUAGAAAGGACGAGCUCAAACCCGCUCACUAACACACCUGUUGCCUACAGAGAGUUGGCGCCAGAUCCCAACGUUCCUCUGCAGCCGCUGUUCUCAUCUCCUCCACAAACACUCAGUGAUGGAGCAGAAGAUCCUCCACUACGGAGAGCAACCUCUGAGCCAAACCUGAAGAUGAAGCUGAAGAAACAUCUACACACUCGGAAGAGUCCACUAACACGCAAGCAAAGCGCCCCACCCACCAUCAAACCUCACAGACCUGACCCACACGACUCGUCUCCCAGCAGCAGUAGUACUCCUGUAUCAGGCUGCAGUUCUCCUAACGACACGCUGCCCAGUGAGAACGGAGUGCUGCCCCCUACUGCCAGCCUAACACAUGAGGCUCAGAGGGUGUUAUUCGCUGAUGGAUCUGUAGCUCAUUUCUCUGUACCGACUCCUUCCAACCUCCCCACCAUCACACUGGGACUUCCAGCUCAUGCCAAGAUGGUGAUGAUGAAGAUGAUGAUGAUGGUGCAGAUGCAGGCGGAGGGGGAACUGGGUUCUCUGAAACUGGGUCGGGUUCCUCUGGUAUCAUCGGGAUCUUCACUUCUGGUUCCUCUGGGUGUUGAGAAGCAGAACCUGGUGCAGCCCGUCAUUAUCCUGGAGCCGUCUGGCCUCGUCCACACUCCAAUGCUCACCGUUCCAGGUCUGGCUCCAGUUCCUUUGCAUGUCGGCGCUGCUCACAAGCCACUGAGCCGCACACGGUCUGAGCCGCUGCCCCCCAGUCCCCACGCCAUACACACACACCUGCUGCAACAGCAACACAACACACAGCUGCUGGAGAGACUGAAACAACAAACACACCUUGGCAAGCUCAUGUCGAAGUCGAGUGAGAAGCCACGUCUCUGUCAGAUCCCCUCUGAGGACAUGGACUCGGAGGAAGUGGGGACGUCAUCCAGCAACGUCGGUAAGAGCAGGGCAGAGUCACAGAGGGAGGCGGAGACUCAGGAUGAGCAGCUCAGCCUUCAGCAGACCCUCAUUCUCAACCAGUCACGUCUUUGGGAGACGCAGAAACAGCUGCAGCAGCUGCGCAGACACACAGCCCAAAUGGCAUUACCCAUGAUGUUCAGCAGCGGUCACCGGCCACUCUCACGCACACAGUCAUCACCAGCCUCCACCUCACACACACUGCCUGACAAAACACUGCCCAUCACCACGGCAACCGAAUCCAACCUCAGCCAAUCACACUUUACCACAGGUCUGGUGUAUGAUUCUCAGAUGUUAAAGCACCAGUGUACAUGUGGAGAUAACAGCUCUCACCCUGAGCAUGCUGGGAGAAUUCAGAGCAUCUGGUCUCGUCUGCAGGAGCGUGGACUCAGAGCGCAGUGUGAGAGUAUCCGUGGCCGUAAGGCAACUCUGGAGGAGUUACAGUCAGUUCAUACGGAGCGUCAUGUUCUCCUGUACGGCACAAACCCACUGAACCGCCUCAAACUGGACAACCGCAAUCUCACCGGCAUUUUGUCUCAGAGGAUGUUCGUCAUGCUGCCAUGUGGAGGAGUGGGGGUGGACAAUGACACCAUCUGGAAUGAGAUGCACACCUCCACAGCAUCACGCACGGCUGCAGGCAGUGUUACAGAACUCGCUUUCAGAGUGGCCAAGAAGGAACUGAAGAAUGGUUUCGCUGUCGUCAGACCACCAGGCCACCACGCUGACCCGUCAAACCCGAUGGGUUUUUGUUAUUUUAACUCGGUGGCCAUUGCUGCUAAACAGCUGCAGCAGAAGUCGAACGUUAAUAAAAUCCUCAUUGUUGACUGGGAUGUUCACCAUGGAAACGGCACUCAGGAGAUUUUCUACUCCGACCCCAGUGUGUUGUACAUCUCGCUGCAUCGCUAUGACGACGGUAACUUCUUCCCUGGCAGUGGAGGACCAGCGGAGGUGGGCUCUGGUGCAGGUGAAGGCUUUAACGUGAAUGUGGCGUUUACUGGCGGUCUCGAUCCUCCGAUGGGUGACGCCGAAUAUCUCGCGGCAUUCAGGACGGUGGUGAUUCCCAUCGCUCAGGAUUUCUCCCCAGACUUGGUGCUCGUCUCUGCAGGGUUUGAUGCUGCAGAGGGACAUCCUGCUCCACUGGGAGGAUACAGAGUCACCGCCAAGUGUUUUGGGUUCCUGACCCAGCAGUUGAUGAAGUUAGCAGGAGGGCGUGUGGUUUUGGCCCUGGAGGGGGGUCACGACCUCACAGCCAUCUGUGAUGCGUCAGAGUCCUGUGUUAGUGCGCUGCUGGGGCUGGAGGAUCCUUUACCAGAUGAAGUGCUGAAUCAGAAACCCAACGCUAAUGCGGUGCAGUCACUACAGAAAGUUCUGCACAUACAGAGUGAGUACUGGCCGUGUGUCAGGGAGAUGUUGUUGUCAGUGAGCUUGUCGUAUGCCGGUGCUCAGAAGGGAGACAGUGAGGAAACUGCUGCAGUGAAAGCUCUCGCCUCGCUCUCAGUCGGAGUCCUGAACAAUACCAAGAGAGUCGCUGAUGAACCAAUGGAGGACCAGGACUCAAUGUAAACCCGCUUAUUUUGUUUCGGAAUAACUGUCCAAUCACGGUGCAGUUCCACGUCACAUGACUGCGAGGGAGCGCAAACUCUCUCGCUGCCUUAUGACCAGCGGUGCCUUCGAUGGGAGGGGCUGUGGUGAUGUCACUUCCUCUUUACCCCUAUGCUACUUCUCCUGUGUGAGUUCAGCGGUGCGGCUAAUCUAACGGCCCCCGCUGGACUCUGUGGAUUCCAGAACUUUCCCUACAUCCACUUCUGUCAGGUGAAGGACGAGUCUUAACGAGUCUCAGAUUAUUUGAACUUUUUUUUUUUUUUAAGUUCCGUGUUCCUCCAUCACGUUUCGAGGAACGUUUCUGCUGGAGACGCAGGAUUUAAGGAGAAAACACAAAAAUUCCUCCCUAAAUACAAAAGACUCUUUUUUUUUUUUUUUACUGUUUAUCAUUGAACUGUUACGGUGUGGACAGAUUUUCCCGUCCUGAUGAUGUCACUUCCAACAUUAACCACUAAAGAAGAUAAAGAAGGAGCUCGUGUUUAUUCCUCGCUCUCAUUUUUUUGCACUGUGCAUUCCAUAAUGUGAACCGUGACAUUUAUCUCCAAACUCUGGGAAAAUUUAUGUACAGUUAUGUUUAUUACCAUGAACACAAGUUCACACACACACACACACACACACACACACACACACACACAGCAAGUGUACAGCGAGAGCACUGUAAUGACCAAUCACUGAUCAGACAAACAGGAAGUAGCGUCUCGUCCCUCUACACACUGUUAGAACGUCAUGUUAAAACCACACACGUGUGUUUACACUCCGCACGCCUGCUUUUACAGGAAGUAGAGAAACAGGAAGUGGAAGUGACUUUAUGUGAUAGGAGUCUGUGUCAUUUCCUGUUUCACAUGAAGCCUCACGAACGAUAUUUAUAAGUUCUCACACAGCGUCAGUUCUCUCUGGUUUUUUCUUUUCACUCCAGUGCAGAACCUGAACUGUGGUACUGUGUAUAAAUUUGGCGUACACCCUUUUACUGCGGACGUUAAAAAAGCUGGACAGGCCACGCCCACAAGGUUAAUAUUAGUGCUGGUGACAUCAGAGACUCGUAAGAAUAAGAAUAAUGGUGGUUAGAAAGCAGUGUUGACGCGAGUGUGAAUAUUGUGGUGGUAAUGCGUGUGGUUCCUGUCCGUCCGGCCGACACGUUAAACUGUUAAACAGUAAAUAAGAUCAGCUUUGUUUACACAGAGCAACAAAAAAUGUACAGCUGUGCUCGUUACGUCACAUCAUCUGAAAGAAAUGAGCGAAAAUAAAGACCACAAUAUAUGAACGCUGUAACCAGAUAUCCAGUACUCAAACCCGGCUCUAUGAAGCCUCCAGUGAACAGUGAGGUGUGUAAAUGUGCUGAAUCUGCCUUUAAUCACCUUAAUCUGUUGAAAUGUGUACGGUGUGAAUUAGCGGGAAACUAGCAGUGGUGUAACGUGUCUUUAGCGCUGCGCUGUGAGACGGGUAGUGUUUGAGGGAAAGGACGUUUUAGAUGAAACAGACCAAAAGAUUUGUGUAUUUUAUUCCGAUGAUAAAAAAAAAACUGAAACCACUAACAAUCUUAUGGAUUUAAUGUUCUUCACUCCAGGAGGAAUCACACACUUCCUCCAGGGUUUGGUGAACCUGUCCGUUAGGGUUGUGUGUGUGUGUGUGUUUAAAUGCGACCUGAUUGAUCAGCUGAUAACAAAAAGCACUUGAAGUCAUGUAAAGAUUCCUGUGAUGUUGGGUUCAGAGUAAAACAUGCACCUCCUCUUCAUGCUCCUCACACGUGUUAUUGCCUCAUAACAAACCACUGUGUUCAGCUGUGUGUGUGUGUGUGUGUGUGUGUGUGUGGUGUGACGACUCUGGGUGUGUAUUAGUCCAGGAGAACCUACACGUCAUUUCAGUUUAACACGUGUCUCCGAGUGAGCUUCAUCAUGUUACGUUUUACAUUCUUCAUUUAUGAAAAGUUGUUUUGACUUUGAGGACCAGUCACAGUUUAAUCUGGAGUUUAAUCUGGAGUUUAAUCUGGAGUUUAAUCUGGAGUUUAAUCCGGAGUUUCAGUGUCACAGCUAAACGGCUCGUUUACUAAAGAAACUAGGAUUUUUAAUAACCUGUGUUGAGUUUGAGUUGUGAAAGAAGUGAACUUUUACAUUCCUGUGCAGUAGGGGGCGGUGUGUGUGUGUGUGUGUGUGUGUGUGUGUGUGUUUAUUGGGUUUUACCUCCUGAGGAGUGUGUAAGUGUGUAUUCUCACUUCCUGCUCUGGAUACCACAGGGAGGAAACCGACAGCCGUGUUUUCUGCUUUACGACACGUGUAAGGACUAAAGACGAGCCACUAACGUCUUCAUUCUCUAUCAUUUUUUUCAUAUCUUGCCAUUUUUCAUUCUAAAGCCUUAAUGUAAAUAUCACUGCAAGACCAAAACUCAUUUCCGCGUGCCUUUAUCUAUCACUAACAGAUGAUGAUUUUAUUCAUUUCCUCCUCCUUUUUAAUGCCUGUGUAUAGAAAAGAAUCUCUAUUUUGUAUUUUCUAUCUCUUCCAAAUAAAAUAAAACAUUUUGUUUUACUGA